AUGGUCUGCCUUCUCCUGCGGGCUUCCAUCUUUGCGCGGUUCCCUUUGGAAAGCUUCAUAGAGCAUGGCGGCUUCAGCGAACGCGGAGUCUUUCUUCUCAACCUAGUCCUUCCAGCGCGCGCGUGCGCCAUCUUGGAGGCCGGAGCGAACCACCCGGCCGGCGUGCCCGUGAUUGGGAAGCUUUGCGUCCUGCAGUUCCGAGGGCUGCUGAGUGGUGUUGAGUCUUGCAGGGAGCGCGCGCACUUGGAUUUGGAGCUCACGUCACUCCGCAUCGCCCAAUCGCUGGCAGCGGCUCUCAGCGGCGCGUUCGCCUUCUGUCUCUUCUGGCUGUCUUACCUGCUUAGCGGAGGGGGCCCUCGGAGCACGAGAAAUAUGAAGAAAAGCGCGCUGACCGCGCGCGUGGUCCGCAUCUGGCACGCGGCCGCCUCCUCUGUGCUGAUGCCCUCGUUUAUCGCGCUGAUGUCCUACUAUCAGUCUGACGGGUACUUGUCCUGGCUCAGCGCCUGCUGUUAUGUAGGUCCAUCGUUUUUGGGCUUGUACUUCUGCAAUCUCUCAUCAGAACCCUUUCCUCCGAUCACAGCCCACAAGAUGGAGAAGGAAGCAGUCUGGCGCUUUCAUUGCGUUGCCGUAUUCACACUUCUUUGGCGGCUGGUCACACUGGUUUUUCUCUACCAAGACCCUUCCUUAGUGACUCAGAUCUUAGCGCUGCUACUGGCGAGAGCGGGCUCCGAGAUCCCAGAAGCAGCCCUGCUCUUUUUCUUGAUAGACCUGGUUGGACUCACGCUAUGUUUGAUCUACUUCGUGUUCUUUGAGGACGGGAUCAAGGUUGCUCUCUGCACGCUAGUUGGAGCGCUUAGCGUCCUAGGACCGGCACCGACGUUUGCGAUUUAUUGCGUGUAUCGAAGCGACAGGUUACGGAUUCGAUGGCGGGUCAAGAGUCGGAACGAGAGGCAGCGCACUGUGCUUGAAAGAAGAAAUCCUGCAAGAUCUAGGAGAGCAGCAACCCUGGCGCCUAAGCUCACCAAGAUCCUCCCAGCCAACAACGACAAUGGCUUGCGAGGUCUUUCCAGCCACCUCGUUUCUGAGAUAUGGGGUGCCGUUGAGGGCGGGGUGAACCAUCCAGUCGGCUAUAUAGUCCUCGGAGAGCUCUGCUUCCUGGUCCCCAUCUACGUGCUGCUUGGAAUGACUGAGUGCCUAAGAGUACGAACGCCCUGCAAAAGGAUGACUGGUUUUCUCAGCUGGGCAGCUCUCGUGGCGGUGCCCCUUCUUCAGCUCCUUCCAGCCUCUCUCAGCGCGAGCGCGUCCUUUGCUUUGGGCUGGUUGCCGUUCUACCUGCGCGCGCGCGCGCCCGACCGAAGCUCCUCUGGGACCCUGCUCGGUCGGUACCGCUGGGGUUUUAGCACGCUUUUUUCAUUUUACGUGCUUCACUUCAACCUGAUGGCUCUGUCAUUCGCGCAUAGGGCCGCUUGGGUAAUGCGGGGCUUUCAAAAAUUCUUUGACUGGAGCAACGGCCCUCUCAUUACUCUUUUUUGGAUAUUCGGCGUAGCGAGAAACUCGGGACCCACUCUAGCAAUUCUGACGCGGAAAAACUACCUGGUCGCAGCCGCCUUCAGCGCGCUUUGGCGCGCGCUCACUCUCGUGCUCCUGUACAAAGAUCCGACGCUUCCGUCUCAAGCCUGGUCUCAAGCGUUGAGGCUGCUGACGUCAGAGGGGUUCGCAGACACGUCAGAGGCAGCCGUGUGGUUCUCCAUGCUAGAUCUGAUUAGUUUCACUCUCCUGUUUGUGUACUUCGCCCUGCUAGAGGACGGGCCUCGGGUGGCGUUGCGCACCCUGGCCGGGGCGCUCCUUCUGGGGCCGGCACCCGCUUUUGCGCUGUACUGUGCAUACAGGGAGAAUGAGAUUGCAAAAGCGGUACGUGCGUCGGUCCGUAAAGAUGACCAAAUUGCGAAAGCAGCAUAA
Klebsormidium nitens is the source of this 1959-nucleotide messenger RNA. The record is from the annotation of a GenBank genome assembly. NCBI's taxonomy places the organism in Eukaryota, Viridiplantae, Streptophyta, Klebsormidiophyceae, Klebsormidiales, Klebsormidiaceae.